Molecule: messenger RNA, 4045 nt
Organism: Pomacea canaliculata
Lineage: Eukaryota; Metazoa; Mollusca; Gastropoda; Architaenioglossa; Ampullariidae
Product: sex peptide receptor-like
Exons: 4
Coding region: 2422-3408 (328 amino acids)
Cellular component (GO): membrane
Molecular function (GO): G protein-coupled peptide receptor activity
Source: RefSeq, a predicted model, not a curated record
UUAACAGCCUUCCAGUGUAAAAGCCAAGCGUCAGGCUUUGGUGUCUACCACUUGUGCAAAAACCUAGCUUCUACACUGCAGGACAGCAGGUCCAGAUCGUGUGUCUCUCAAGUUCUCUUGCACCAUUUCAAUGUAUGUAUAUGAGAGAGAGAGAGAGAGGGAGAGAGAUAUUAAUGAGGGUUUAUCGGCUUCAUAACAACGAGACUGAUUAAUUACCAACAAUAUCAGUUCCUGGACAACCGCGUUUUCUGCUUACAGACCAUUGUGACAUUUUCGGUUUGCUAGCCAAUUGCAAUCUUUGAACGAAGAGAGAAAUACGAAUAUAAUGUAGGACAGAGAAAAAAAAAUAGAAAAGUUUAAGGCAUGAUUCUAAAGAAUGAUGAAGGAUAAGUACGAAAUAGACAAAGGUUGUUCUUCGUAAGAAAGUAAGAGGAAGAAGUGACGUGUGCAUUUAUAUUGUUGAAAGUGAAAAUAUGCUGAACUUCCAGGUCAUUUAAGUCAGGACUGGCCGGUGCUCAAGCUCCAGAAAAGCUGACUUUUGUCAAAUGAUUCACUUUUCCAACCUUGAUUACAGUCAAAGAUCAAUGUCAACUUCCUUCACAUGCGACAGUUAACUUGUGGCUAAGACUGAAAAGAAAAACACAAAAUGACCCACUCACCCAAUUGCCCUACCUACCUAGUAAUUUCCUUGAGGUCAUCGUACCCGGGUACAACUGGAACAAAGUUGUGAGUCUGUGGCCAACUGUGUGAACUCUUCAGUAACACUUGGAGGACGAUGCUUGUCUUAUCUGUUCUAGAACUUUCACCGGAGGAAAACUUUCCAGCUUCGCGAUAACACACCUGUCGUGUUCACACCCAGUCCCGAACACACUGGAGGAUAAAAAAAUGAAAAAAGAAUAAAGUAACCUUCCCCACAACUCAGGGUUAUGAGAACCUGCUCCACAUUGUAGACCGUCCUCAGGGUACCUUAAAAAUCCUGGCUAGCUAACACUAGAGAACAGUUUGGGCAUGCCAUGAUUAUCGUUACUAAUGACAGACCCGGGUAGCCAGCAUUUUCAGCCAUUUGUUCUGUCCACCUUUCUCUCUCUCUCCCCGCAACGACCAGUAACGGUAGACGAGCUGCAGGUGAGUCGGAGUCACUGAAUGAAUGAAUGGAGGAAAAGCGUUGAAAGCGGAAAUACAUCUUUGUAAGGUUUCAUAUUAUUUUUAUUAGGACCGAGGUAUGAAUCAUUUUAACACGACAGCUGAUUAAUUCUUCUUCACGGCCGCCAUUUGCCUUGUUACAGGAACCCGUCCUCUCUCUUCCUGCCAUUACGGAUCGCGGCAAUUUGAGUGGCUACUGUUCGUUUCCCACAGCUGGCGUUUUUCGCUUUAUGAAGGGCACAAGGACUGGAAAGAUGAAACACUUGUUCAUGGAAUGUUCGUGUGGCGAGGACAGGAAAGGACCGGAAGUCAGGGCACAGGCGAGGUCACAGCCAGUCACAGACCAUUGACGCCAGUCCCACUGUUAGUCCGGGAAACGGUGUCCAACCUCCACAGCGGAGAAGUCGUUGCCCAGGAAACCAAAGGGAGACCAUUCUACUGUUGUACGAGGCCUGGUCGGUAGACAAAUCGCUUCCUGUCGAGUCGUCAAUGGCCGCAGACGUCGCCUGCCGUCUGAGCAGUCCCUGGCGCUAUUUUGCGUAACUGUAGACGGAAUAUUUCUUGUACUGUCAACACCAUAGCAGCCUGCAGCCAACAGGUCGCCACCUUGUCACCCAACACUUGCUUCAUCAGGUCACGUGACGUCCACAGUGUGUCAUGCUAAACCGUGAAAGGUCUUCUGUAGGCUGCAGGAAGAAGGGAAUUGUCCCGGAGAACCCAUUCUUCUGGAUCAGCACUCAAUGUGUCUAGCACAUGAAGGCAAAAAUAUAUUUGGUUUUGUGGGAUGUGGCAGAACUUAUAAUGACGCUUGAUGAACAUCAGCUUAUAAAGGGCCAGUCCUGUGUUUCAGGACAACUAUUGAUUACCACUCAAUUCCAUUUAAGCCUCCCAGCAUGCCGUUCUCCUCGAAGAAUCGCCGUGUGAAGGGGAAGCCAGGCGUGUUUUCACUAAGUAAGGUUUAAGAUGCCAACAGCGACUAGCAGAUGUUUGCAUUAGCAUGGACAUCGCGUGAAGGUGUCAUCGUCACAUCGGUCUCAUGAACCCACGUUUGAACCCCCGUGGUUAGCGGGGUCUGAGAGUUCCGAGGCACAGCGACCCCCCUGGGCGGCAGUAUGUUAAGACUGGAGUUCAAUGCCUCCUUGCAUAACGUGUCCAGCCUGCAGUUGGCCGACCUGCCCUUCCUGAUGCCGCAUCCAUUCCUAGGCAGCUUCCACGAGCACUACACCAACGUCCACUGCUACACCAGCUUGGUGGUGUGUGUGCCCGGCAUCGUCAGCAAUGUCAUCAUCAUCUGCAUCCUCAUGCGCAAGGACAUGCGCAGUCCCACCAACCUGCUGCUGUCCUGGCUGGCUGUGUCUGGACGUGCUGACCAUGGUGCCCUACAUCCCCUUCGCCGCCAACUUCUAUUGCCCUCCGGUCACGCCGGUCGAGGCUCCCGAGCGCUUCACCAUCGGCUGGGUGACCUUCCUGCUGAUGAUGCUCAACACCACCAGCAUCACACACACCAUCUCCGUGUGGCUGGGCGUGUCUUUGGCGGCCUUUAGGCUCAUCCACAUUCGUUUUCCAGCAAGAGGUCACGUGGCCAAGGAAAAACGAUUUCGCCAGGUCCAGGUGGUCAUCGUGAUGGUGAUCAUCGGGUGCGUGGUGUCCCUCAUCCCCAACUUCACUGCCAACCGGGUGGAGGCGCUCGGAACUAUCGGCAACGUCACCGUCUACCGCAUCGCCGGCAGCACUGGCGACGGGUACGAGGAGAGCGCAAUGGAUGGAGAAGCUGGACAAGGGUUGCUAUCCUUGAAGGACACCAUCCUCCACUACAGCAUCGUGGCCAAGCUGCUGCCCUGCGGGUUGAUGCUGGGCGCCACCUGCCUCCUCUUUUAUCACGUGACCAUCGCAGGUCUCAAGAGGCGGCGGCGUCUGAUGACCUUCUCUGCCGGUCCACAGUCCCUGUCGAUGAGCAGACGAGCCAGCCAGCAGGCCCAGACCACGUGGCUGCUAGUGACAGUCCUUCUUCUCUUCCUCAUCACGGAGCUGCCGCAUGGAGUGCUUCUGAUGAUGAGCGUCAGAGUGACUGGCUUCUAUCAGACCGUGUACUACCCUCUCUCGGACUUCUUUGACUUCCUCGCCCUCGUCAACAACGGCAUCAACUUUCUGUUGUACUGCACCAUGAGCCAGCAGUUUCGAAGUAAAGUGGCGGAAUUCUUCCCGUGCAAGCGGUCUGCUUUAAGUUCCGGCGCAGAACGAAGGGCUGUAACAUCAUCAGUGUGAUUUCUUUCUGGAGGCCUGCAGGACGCCUUAAAAUUGCUUCAAGGAAUGGGGAAUGUCUUGUGUUUUUUUUUCUCCAGAAAACAGGCUACAAAACGAGUCUCUUUUUUUGGGCAAGGAAACAAUUUUCGCUUGAGUGUUUUGUUUUCAAGGCGCUGAAGGAUAUCCCCACCAAAACUAAAGUGUCAUGUGUUUGUAUGAAGAGAAACAGUUCAACAUCUCUACAUAUCAACCACAGUCAUAUUCGCUGUGCGUCUGAAGGCCUUGUUUGUUUAUCAUAUAACUUGUAUGCUUGAUGCUUGUAAACCGUCUGGAGACUGGUGACCUUUUAUAAAAUAGGUAUGCACUCUUUGACUGCAAUCUUGUUAGAAUUCUCUCUGUGUUCCAACAUCACACAAAAUGGACACAAAUCAGAGGUAACGAGACAAAGCCAGUUUUCACUUCAUUAAAAAAAAUUACCAUUGUCGUAGUGUCCACGAUAUACUAAGUUCAGAAAGUCUAAUAGCAGUUCACAUCUUUCGUGAGGAUUUUUUUUUUUUUGGUAAAAUAAAACCACCAUAUAUGAUGACAGUUUAUUUUUGACUGAAAUAAUUAGACGACUGGUGUCUUGCAGGUAAAAAAAAUUAUUAAAGAGAGCGCC